AUGUUAAUACCGCGACAAAAACACACCAAUGGCAGUGACAUCACCCUAAAGAAGUUUCCAAAUUCCAGCAUUGAAAUAAAACCGAUAUUUAAGAAAAUGCCACAACACAAUCAUAUCAAUCAAUUGUUGAGCACCGCAGCGGCUGGAAAUGGUGUUAUAGGUGAUGUUGAUGCUUUGCUAACACCAUUGGCCAAUACGGGCAAACACAAUGACAACCAAAACAAUAGCAGUGGUGGCGCUGGUGGUGGCUCAAACUCCAAAGAACGAACCGAACGUAAUCUCUGGCGUAAUGAUGAAGUCAUGGAAAUGCUGGUGGUAAUGCAGCAAACCAAAGCUUUAGAGAAGCUCAAUGACAAGACGGUGAAAAGCGAAAAUGUCUUUAAGGAUGUGGCGGCAAUAAUGCAUAAAAACGGGUUCAUCAAGAAGUCACACGUUCAGAUAUGGACUAAAUGGAAAUUUCUGAAAAGUACUUAUAUGACAUCGCGUCGUAACGGUGUAAUACCGCGUAUGAUACCACAUGACAUCUAUGAGACAAUACAUCAGAUGAUUACCACUUACAAUCAGGGAAUGAGUGAAUGUGGCACCUCGACCACAGCAUCCAUGGAUGGAGAUAAUUCCAAUGCUGGUCAUGUUUCUAGGGCAAGUGUUGAUGGUGGGGGACCAGCGGAAAAGUUGGCUGGAAAUGACACUAAUCAAACGGGAGACAAUUUCCAUAUGGCUCAUCCGAUUUUUGGUUUUAGUUUGGGUUUGGUUAAAGAUGAACCCACUGAUACAGGUUACAAUGCUGUGGAAAACAAUAAAACUGAAACGGCCACCGAAAAUCAGUUAAAUGGUACUAUAAGCGAGAAAGUACAAAUCCCCGAUAAGCCUACAAAUACCGUUAUUGAAAAUCAAACAAAAAAGACAUUAGAAAUACCACAUAGGGGCCGUGGACGUCCACCAAAACAAAAGAUCUUACCAGCAGCAACUUCCACACCCAUCACAACAGUCACAACAGCUCUACCCAAUCUACAGCAGAUGCCACCAUUAAGAGUAGCUCCAUUUGCAAAAGCGCCAAACUCGAGCAAUGCUCUGGCAGCAAGUCGUCCACCACCACCACUCACAAUGCCACCAUCACCACGACAAAUACAAAUUACCACUAUCCCCACUAUAAGUGUGACUCCAAAAAUUUCCAACAACAAUAAUCCAGCCAAAGUUGGACAAAGAAAACUUCUACCCAAACUAUCAAUGCCUCCCAAUGAAAUUCAAAACGCAGCAGCUUUACGUCUAUUAAAUGAUCUCCAAACUAGUCGGGCUUCCUCCGCCUCCCCAUCGAACAAUUAUCCGAAAUUAAAACAAGUACCAAUGCGCAAAACGCCAUAUUCAUUACGACCCGAAAGAUUAAUACCAGAUUUAGAGGAAUCAUUUUCACCGCCUCGUGCUGAAAUGCCAGUAAACGGUGAAAGAUUCCCACAGCAAAUACAACAACAACAAGAAGGAACGGCAAUGAUCACUGGUCAAGUUACACAAAAUGGUGUAUCGUAUCGUAAACGUAGAUUGGAUUGGUCCCAGCAACAGCGCAACACUCCAACUAAAUUCCGCAAAAUCCCCAGUGAUGAUGAGGAUAUGCCUGCCCUGCAACAGCCCCAACCACUUCCUAACCAAAAAGAGGAGAGUCGACGUUAUGGAAAACAUCUACAAAAUGUCAUCAUUGAUUUGAGCACCAACAUGCGACAAAUUCAAACUCAAAUGAUGCGAGAAUUCUUUGAUAAACAACACGAAUUGUUGCAGAAAGAACAUGAAUUCCAAAUGCAACAGGAUCGUAUGAUAAUGGAAUCUUUCCAAAUGCAGACCUAUGAAAUUAUGAAAUCGGUCAAGGAGUUAGUGGGUAGUAUAACUACUCGCAGAAAUGACAUGGAAGAGCAACAUUUAAAUUCUCAAUCCAAUCAAGAACUAAUUGAACACGAAGAGUUCCACAAUUUGGGAGAAAGUCAUGAACAAGAAUUGGAUAAUGAGGAGGCAGUGGAUUCCCAAGAUGGUAUGGGUGAACAUCCAGAACAUGAAUUUUCUACCGAAGAAAUGGUCCAGCAAGUACAAGAAGAUGCUGAAGCGGAAGAGGAGAAUAACGAAACUCAUGGACAUCACGAUAAUGAACAAGAAACCGUACAAAGUUAUCCAGAAAAUCCCGACAUUGAUGAACAGGAUGGUGUACAAAUACAAUUGCAACAACACGAUGAACAAAUGCAACACCAAUCAUCACAAUCUCAAGAUGAUAACGAAUCGCAGGAAAAUGUCAAUGGUGAUUGUGGUGGUGGUAUUGAUGAUAAUGAUGGUGAUUCACGGCACAUGAUGAAUGGUAUUCAUUCGGCUAACUUGGAUCAAAUGCUUUCGACUGAAUUGACUGAAGAAGAUUAA
This is a messenger RNA of Musca vetustissima, 2394 nucleotides long. Its product is annotated as protein split ends-like. The record is from RefSeq and is a predicted model, not a curated record. NCBI's taxonomy places the organism in Eukaryota, Metazoa, Arthropoda, Insecta, Diptera, Muscidae. Bases 1 to 2394 code for a protein of 797 amino acids. The transcript has 3 exons.